AUGGUGCUUCAAGUGGAGCUGCCGGUGACGCCAGAGCUCCUGGUGAGCCCCAGCAGCCAGGACGGGGACCUGGGCUCUGAGUGCCCAGAAGAUAGAGGGAACUGGACGGGGCGACUGGAUUUCCUCCUCUCCUGCAUUGGAUACUGCGUGGGCCUUGGAAACGUCUGGAGGUUCCCCUACAGGGCUUACACCAAUGGAGGAGGAGCUUUCUUGGUCCCUUACUUCAUCAUGCUGGCUAUCUGUGGGAUCCCCAUCUUCUUCAUGGAGCUGUCGCUCGGCCAGUUCUCCAGCCUGGGGCCACUUGCUGUCUGGAAGAUAAGCCCUCUCUUUAAAGGCGUUGGCAUGGGCACCAUCCUCAUCGUCUCCCUGGUGGCCAUUUACUACAAUAUGAUCAUUGCUUACGUUCUCUUCUACCUCUUUGCAUCCCUCACAAGCGACUUGCCCUGGCAGCACUGUGGCAACUGGUGGAACACUGACCUGUGCCUGGACCACCACGUCAUCAAGGCGGGGAACACCACCUUCCCCGUCAACAUCACCAACACCGUCAGCCCCAGCGAGGAGUACUGGAGCCGGUACGUCCUGCACAUCCAAGGGAGCUCUGGGAUUGGGGAUCCCGGGAGGAUCCGCUGGAACUUGUGUCUGUGCCUGCUCCUUUCUUGGACUAUUGUCUACCUGUGCAUCCUAAAGGGAGUCAAAUCCUCUGGCAAGGUCGUUUACUUCACUGCCACCUUCCCGUACCUCAUCCUGGUGAUGCUGCUCAUUCGUGGAGUGACCCUGGAGGGGGCCUGGAAGGGGAUCCAGUUUUACCUCACACCCCAGUUUGAUCACUUGCUGUCUUCCAAGGUAUGGAUUGAGGCAGCCUUGCAGAUUUUCUACUCCCUUGGGGUAGGCUUUGGGGGCCUCCUCACCUUCGCUUCAUACAACACCUUCCAUCAGAAUAUCUACAGGGACACCUUCAUAGUGACCCUGGGCAAUGCCAUCACCAGCAUCCUGGCAGGAUUUGCCAUCUUCUCUGUUUUGGGAUAUAUGUCUCAGGAGCUUGGAGUCCCUGUUAAUCAGGUGGCAAAAGCAGGUCCUGGCCUGGCUUUUGUGGUGUACCCCCAGGCCAUGACAAUGCUCCCCCUUUCUCCAUUCUGGUCUUUCCUGUUCUUCUUCAUGCUGUUAACCUUGGGGUUGGACAGCCAGUUUGCCUUUAUGGAGACCAUCGUUACUGCAGUGACAGAUGAAUUUCCCUACUACCUGCGGCCAAAGAAAGCUUCUUUCUCAGCUGUCAUCUGCAUUGCCCUCUUCCUGAUGGGGCUCAUCCUCACCACAGAGGGUGGGAUGUACUGGUUGGUCCUACUGGAUGACUACAGCGCUGGCUUUGGUCUCAUGGUAGUGGUGAUCACCACCUGCCUUGUGGUGACACGUGUCUAUGGCAUAAAGAGGUUCUGCCGAGAUGUCCACAUGAUGCUGGGCUUCAAACCAGGGCCCUACUUCAGAUCCUGCUGGAUGGUCCUGUCCCCGGCAACGAUGAUGGCUCUGCUGGUCUACAACAUCAUCAAGUACCAGCCCUCUGAGUACGGCAGUUACCGCUUCCCUGCCUGGGCCGAGGUCUUGGGCAUCCUCAUGGGAGUCCUGUCCUGCCUGAUGAUUCCCAUGGGCAUGGUGGUGGCUGUGCUGCGGGAAGAAGGGACACUGUGGGAGCGAGUGCAGCAAGCCAGCCGGCCUGCCAUGGACUGGGGCCCCUCUCUGGAGGAGAACCGGACCGGCAUGUACGUGACCAGCCUGGCUGGCAGCCAGUCCCCCAAACCACUGAUGGUCCACAUGAGGAAAUAUGGGGGAAUCACCAGCUACGAGAACACGGCCAUCGAGGUGGACAGGGAGAUGGAGGAAGAGGAGGAAGAGGAGUCCAUGAUGUGA
Messenger RNA from Chaetura pelagica (chimney swift), 1902 nucleotides. RefSeq names its product solute carrier family 6 (neurotransmitter transporter), member 7 (gene SLC6A7). NCBI's taxonomy places the organism in Eukaryota, Metazoa, Chordata, Aves, Apodiformes, Apodidae. Gene Ontology annotation, biological process: sodium ion transmembrane transport. Gene Ontology annotation, cellular component: membrane. Gene Ontology annotation, molecular function: L-proline transmembrane transporter activity. Bases 1 to 1902 code for a protein of 633 amino acids. The transcript has 14 exons. The record is from RefSeq and is a predicted model, not a curated record.